Molecule: messenger RNA, 1092 nt
Organism: Sclerotinia borealis F-4128
Lineage: Eukaryota; Fungi; Ascomycota; Leotiomycetes; Helotiales; Sclerotiniaceae
Source: the annotation of a GenBank genome assembly
AUGCAUGAUCCAUUCCCCAUCCCACCAUCUCAAUGGCUUAGCCAGGCCGUUCAGCCUUUCGCUGACUAUUUCCACCUAACUACUCUACCUCUCCAUAUUCACGAAGUCCUCGGAUCUUUCCUAGCAUAUACUUUUAUCAACAAAGUGGUCGCACCUCAAGUUUCCGUGCGCCUUUUCCCCGAGAAGUACUCCAAAUUCUCGCCAGAACGAAAGCUCAACUGGGAUGUACAUGUGGUCUCACUAUGUCAGAGUUCUCUUAUCAACAUCCUCGCCUUAUGGGUUAUGUUCAUGGACGAGGAGCGCAAGGGUAUGACGGCACAGGAACGUGUUCAUGGAUAUACUGGAGCUGCCGGCAUGAUUCAGGGCCUAGCAACGGGCUACUUCCUCUGGGACUUGAUGAUUACCUUGCAGAAUCUCAGAGUCUUCGGAAUAGGAAUGUUGGCACACGCGACUAGUGCUCUCUUGGUUUUCUCAUUUGGUUUUAGACCGUUCGUCAAUUUCUAUGGAUGCACAUUUAUCCUUUACGAGCUAUCAUCGCCCUUCCUAAACUUCCAUUGGUUCUUCGACAAACUCGAUAUGACAGGAUCUAAGCCCCAACUUUACAAUGGAAUUGCGCUCCUUUUUACAUUCUUUUCCUGCCGACUUGUGUGGGGAACAUAUCAGUCACUUCGGGUUUACCAAGAUGUAUGGAGAUCAAUGCACAACCAGCCUAUAAGUUCCGCCUCUAUCAACAUUGAUGCUCUCUCAAACGGCACCGGCUCUGCAUUUGAUGCAGCAGCAGGCCACAGUGCUGCCCCGCUUCAGAACGAUAUUAUGCGCUUUGCAGACAACGAGUUUAUCCCCCUCUGGUUAGGGUUCACAUAUUUGGGAAGCAAUCUUGUGCUCAACACCCUGAACUUUUAUUGGUUCGGAAAAAUGAUUGAGGCUGUUAGAAAGAGGUUCCAGCCAGCCAAGGAAGGCAGACAGAAGGACAAAGCUAUUGCCACGAAGAGCACGGGUGCUAAUGGCAAAACUAAGAUUACUAUUGAGGACAGCGAGGUUCGUAGACGGAAAGCAUUGGACGACGAGGAACCCUUCUCGGCAGUUUCGUAG